CGUGUCACUGGGGCUUCGAUUCAACUAACUGGCGGUCAUAUUUGCUUUUAACGAAAGAUCAGGACUGCAGGGAAGAACUACGUCUCAUGAAAGCCCGGUUUGACCCGGGAAAUAAAUACAAACGUAAACAGAGUCCGGAUCGAGAUGGGUGUGAGGGCAAGAGACACAAGGGGGGAGGGGUCAGUGUCGCCCCCAGGCAGUAUCCCAGCCCUGCCAGAGCACCCAGCCAGCAUGCGGGGGAUGUCGGCGUUCCAACCCUGGUCCCCAACAGUGCUCAACGCCAUCAAGGAGGGCAAGCUCCUACCCACACCACCAGCCAUUAUGAGAGAAGGGUUGCCUGGGAUCCUACCUUCCUAUCUACACACUGGUCCUCCAGUGCUGCUGCACCCAGAGAGAGUGGUGCCAUACUCCGAGUCUGAGAGGUAUGAGCGACACUUCACACCAAAUGUUGCUCUGGCUCCACCACCACAAGAGAAAGGAAAAUCAGAAAAUGGGGAAGUCUCUCCGACCCCGAAAAUAAUCGAAAUUACGGACUCCACCCAGUUAUCUCCCCCACGAAGCAGCAAGGAGUAUCGAGAGUACGACCUCCCCACCGACACAGAUGAUUCCUCCAUAGGACAGUCUUCCCCAUCUGAUGGAGAAGAGGCUCACACAGUUGACGGUGUGCGAGCCGAGACUUCACUGGAGGCAGAAAUGGUGAUGAUCCGGAGGGCCCUUGAUGGGAAAAUACCCAACACUAAAGAAGCUAAAGAUACCUUCAUGCAUGAGUUUUCCAAGCUGCGCACAAGACAAGAGGAGCUCCUCAACACAUUAACAAUAGCCAAAAACUCUCUCCAACAGGAGGUGGCGGCAGUCAAGGGACGUAUGCGGGAUGGAGUUGAGAAGAGACGCAACCUGCAGAAAGAACUGGAACGGAUACGAAUUGAGUGCGAAUGUCGUCUUCAUGACCAAGAAGAAGAGAAAGAGAGGUUGCUUAAGGAGAUCGAUGUGUUGAAGUCCAGAGAUGAAUGUGAGGUUCACGAGAGAAAUUUAUUCAGCUAAACCGUGACCUGGCAAAUCGUCUGAAGCACUUUGAGAGCGCUUACCAUGAUGCGGAACGGGAGAAUGCAGUUUUCCGAGAAGAACUCAAACGAAAGGGCAUCAACGUCUCGGAACUGCUCCAGAGCAAACAAAAAUACACGCUGUGCAACGGAACCACCGGAAAAUCUGCCCCAAGAAUAGUGUCCCCCCGAAAAACUUCCAGAAGGAAUUGCAAAACAGGACUUUGUGUCAUUCCGGCACCCAAAAUGUCUCCCUCCUAAGAGGGAGAGAGAACACGUUAUUGAUUGACUAGAAGAGAGGUCAGGGCAGAGACGCUGUGUACUUGCGUAAAGCACACGAUUCAGUGCCCCAUGUACGUUUGAAUCUUGUGACUGUUUAUGCGGCGACGAUUCAGCACUGUACGGUGUAAAUGUUGUCCAUAUUUGAAGGCUGUGAUUGUUAUUGUGGAACCUUUCAUCCCUUUGAACCAACUUGGACUGUGCCCCAAGCCAGGACUCUACCAUUAUGGUACAGAGGGAUGAUGGGAUGUGCUGAACUUUAUGCUGAGUUGUUAGGGCCAAUGGCCCACCUAUUGUUGUCAUUGUGGCGUGUUCGGUAUUUAUACAGAGUUUGUGUCAUAUUAACAUGCCUCUCGUAUGUUGACAAUGCGCUGGAUGGUGUAGGUUUAAAAAAAUGGCAAACCUUUUGUAAUUUUAUGAACUUAGUUUUUAUUUUACGGGUCGCACUUUAUUACUCUUUUUUUUUUUUCAUUUUAAUCGUGUCUAUUUAUGGUGCUACAGCCUGAUUGUAAUGUUUUGAUCAAAACUUGUGGUCUUAGCUUAGCUAGGUUCACCCUUCCUGUUGAUAUUAAACUAGCAAGCUGCACUCAACUUGACUACACGUUGGAGCAAUGGACCAGAGGAAUGUUGUCAUCCAGGCUGCACUGCUGACCACGUCUCCAGGGUUGCUGUGGCAACCAAGUCAUGGCGAUGUCACCCAAAAAUGUCUCGUGUGCAUGUUAAGAAAAGUAUCGUUUGUCUACGUCACUGUUUGGGCGUGGAUCGUCUUCCCAGUUUUGUUACAUAGAGUAUGUAUGUUUGAGCUCUGGUGUUUCGCAAAGGCAACAAUAGUGCUAUUUUAUAUCUGUUCUGUCUUCUGUGGUUACCGUUGAAAUAGUCUUGUUCUAGUUUGUUCUAGGAGUCUUCUCACUUCAACACAGCACAGCCUAAACUUGAUAGGAAGAAGUACAAAAUCUACUGUAGAAAACUGCUCAUUAAUGAAUGAAAAUAGUGUGUCUGUUGAUGGUGAGGAUGUUGCUUGUAUCAGUGAGACAGCGUAUCAGUUGGACAGUGUUGCAGCUGUAUGAAACAGUGUAUCGGUUGGACAGUGUUGCAGCUGUAUGGAACAGUGUAUCCAUUGGACAGUUGCAGCUGUAUGAAACAGUGUAUCCGUUGGACAGUUGCAGCUGUAUGAAACAGUGUAUCAGUUGGACAGUGUUGCAGCUGUACAAAACAGUGUUGCAGCUGUAUGAAACAAUGUAUCAGACGGACAAUGUUGUAGCUGUAUGAAACAGUGUAUCAGUUGGACAGUGUUGCAGCUGUACAAAACAGUGUUGCAGCUGUAUGCAACAGUGUCAGAAUAACAGUGGUGCAGUUUUAUGAAACAGUAUACCUGGAGAACAGUGUUGCAGCUGUAUCAAACAGUGGAUCAGCUGGUAAUUGUUCCAGUGGUCCUUACACCCAUGGUGUUGAAACUGCAUCUGCAGUGUUGUUUAUAAGAGUGUCACAGAUAAUGUGCAGCUACAUCAAACACUGUUGCACUUGCAGGAAUUGUUACUGAAGCUUUGUCUGUGUACAUGGGAACCUGACAAUACUGAAUCCUUACAGAAGUUGCAUUUGUGUCUCACACAUUUACAGCUGUGUUGACGUUUAAAGGGCUUGUCCAGGAUGCCAUGUUAGUCUUUCCAUGGUGAGCAUAUUGACGAGGGCAUGUGCUGUGUUGGAGUAAGAUCAUCAGUAGAAGGUUCUUUGUCCAAUAUCUUUCUGUGGGAUGUCAUGACAAUGUGUUAUGAAUUGUGUAAUUAGUCAAAAGGCGAGAUAUUAACCUUGAUCAAAUUUCAAGAUGGCAGCCAGUCACUAUCUGACAACAGUGACUCUCUAUUACUUGACAUAAUAUUUGUAUGCCACAUUUACUGUUAAAUCAGGAUAAAUAAGCAGAUCCAGUUAAUCUCUGGGAAGGACCUUAAUCGCAAUCUUUAGACUAUCUAUAAAUAGGAACAUGUUAUUACUUGUGAAAAUACCAGCCAUUUUGGGACCAUAAAGGGGAGAUAACUUGAAUAAGUCUAAAUUUUGAACAAGUUGACAGAAAUCUUCAACAAGUGGUUUCUAGUUUGUUACAGAAAAUUCUAUGAUCUCAGAAGAAAUUAUAACCCAAAUGUCAUGCAGUCAUUAAGUGCAUGUAUUUAAUCUUUAUAAUCUUCAGUGAUGGCAGCAAAACUUUCAUCGACAACCGAUUUUUAAAUCUCUCCAUGAACAUAACCACAUGCAACUCAUUUUCAAAUAUUGUGAAUAGAAGUUUUCUUAAGAAACGAAACUUGUUUUGCAUGAGAACAAUGAUUGCCAAGUUGCUGUCAAUUUGUAGUGGGUCAUCUAGCAAUUGACGAUGAUUGAUUGCCAAGUACAAAUAAUUAAUGACUACUGUGACAUUGAUGUCCACUUUUCAUGUAAAUAUCAUAGUUGAAAUGGUGGCUAUGUUUAGAAGUGUUUGGGGCUUUUUGUCUGUGUUCUUCAAUCCGUGUUCUGUAAUUAUUCAGGAUUUGGGGCGUCAGUCAGCGCACCAACUUGGGCUGUCAUUGAAGAAAGCAUUUUUAAAAAAGUAAUUUUUAAUGUCAUUUGAUUUCAAUACUGUUCAUCCUUUACUAGACUUUGUUACAAAGUCAGAUAAUUUAAUUUUAACUGCAUACUAUUUUGUGAACUUGUACGGUCGAGUUGAAAGCUGUUGCUUUUUCAGUGAGAGCCCUUGUUGAAGAAGAUCACUGAAGUUCAACUUCGUAGCACCAGGGUUUUGAACUGGUAGUAGGUUAACAGAUCACACAUUAAACCACAUUUUAUUUCAAAAUUUCAAAUAAUUUUACAUGAAUCAAGCAGAAAAUCAGUUUCACAUCCAACACCAAAUGCCUGGCAUUAUUUUAUCAUGGCAAAGUUUACUCGACAUUAUCUUUUUGCUUUCUCAUGAGUGCGUUACCAUAAUUGGCAAUGGAGGCAGAGUGUGCAAUUUCUUUCCCUUUGUGAUAAAAGUAAAACCGUUUUACCUCAAUCUACAAAUGGUGGCAGUAUUAUCUUGCAUGGCUAGCUAAUAUGCCCAAAGACAAAAAGAGGAAUUUAUUUUUUUAUUAAUAUCCAUCAUUAAGGAUUAAAUAGUUUAUUAUGCUUGUUGAAAAUUUCAAGUUCUGCUAAUUAGGUAGGCUACGAGUUAUAUAUUUCAUUGGAUGAUUGCAAUUUCUCCAACAAACUUGACCAAAGAAAUGCUUUGUUUGUGCUGCCUAUUGUCUGUUGAAGUUGUAAGGGAAAUAGUUCUGUAAAUCAAAUACAGAUUGUACGGUUAGUGGGAGUUUCAAGACUUCACAGGUGUAUAAAGUCGGUCUUCUUUCCCAGAAUGGUCUACUUUGCCGAGUCCGUAUCCCCUCGCCAUGUUCUUAUGUUCAAACAAUUGACACGUAAGUUGUGAACACGUUUCAGUGUUUCUAAACAUAAUUGAAUUUUAGAUUAAUGAUCCUUUUUACAGACUUUAGGUAUUUGUCUUUGUGUGGUUCUUAAUUUUUAAUUGUUUAUUUUUUUAGAAACAACGAAAGUGAAUAAAACUGAGAAAUGAGUUCCUUUCUUGCAAUAUGAACUCUUCCAUUAACAAUAUAGGGCAUUGAGGAACUGAUCAGUUUAUCGUCUUGGGGGAAGAUUUUUUCAGCAUCUGAAAAUGUUUGUUCAUUGAAAGGAAACAGUACAAUUGCCUCAAGAGUGAAGGAAUUGUGGAUGUUUCAGAAAUGAAAAGCAACAUGAUGAUGGAACACCUUCCCCAGGAAAGAUACAGUGGUCUGUGACUAAACUACAACACAUUAUAUUCAUCUAUAUAUCAAGGAUAGUACAAAAAGCAACCAAUUUAAGGCAUGUGUCUUUGAUAGGAGACCACCAGGCUCACAUAUGUUAACAGGAAACUGGUCUGUUGUAAGAAAUGUUCAAAAGGAGCCUUUGACGGAUUUUUGAUGCCAAUCUGGAAAGAAUUUUUUUUCUUUCUGCACAGAGAAAAUUAAAUGGAAAAGUGAUUUGAUGCUUUUGGUACUAUCCACAGGAAUGAUAUCACCACAAUUGCUUCACGGGUACUCAUUCAUUGUUCAUAGUUUUGAUAAUUGGCGAAAAAAACAUUUCAAACUUCGUUGCCAUAAAGAUUGCCGAUGUACAUUUUAAGAUUACAUGUUAAAGAAGAUUGGUUGCCAUUGGUCAGUCAGCAUGUUUAUUUUGUUCUUUAAACUAGUGGUGUUUUCCAUGUGUUGAAUUGUUUCAAAUAACCAACUUAAAAUCGUAAACCACCUCAUCGUUCACUUCCAAUUAAUAGCACACAGUGAAUGUUCAACCCUCACAGGUCAUUGUCAACUGGACUGACCAGAAUUUCAUGUCCAUCAGCUGUGUUAUUGUCUCGUGUAAUUGUUCCAAUGAUGGACAAGCUGUACUUCCCUUCAUCGCACAAUAAUUGUUCUAGGUUGUGUGCAUCUAUUGUCGGAGAUCAUCCUUGUUGUAAAUGUUAUCCUUGGAGGAAGAUAAUGCUUUAUAAAUAACACCAAUCCCACUAACUUAGUUAUAUAAUGUAAAGUUCUGACCAACUGUGGCAAUUUCAGUUCAUAAAACCAUUAAUUGUUCUUGUACUUGGAGAAGGUAUGAUGUAACUAGAAUGAAACUAAUGAAUAUUCAUGUCUUGUUUUGUAUGAAUAUGUAUAGCAUGCCCAUUAGCUGAGUUCAGAUCAACGUGAUUAAUUCAUGACUUAGUAAAAUAAUCUUUACCUACCUUCAGAAGGCAAGGAACUAUGUGUAUGUAAACUGCCCCAAGUGUAAAUAUUUUGAGAAAAUAUAUCUAUGGGGUGACUAGGGCAAUUUUGGGACCCACCGAAAUAGACGACAGAUGUUUUAGAUAUAUAUUAUGGCAAAACGCUGACAAUUGUAUCAAAACAUGCUAUGCAGGCUGUAAAUAAGUAAAGCAGGCACUUUGCUUAUAACGUUACAUGUGUACAGUGCAAAAUGUGUAGCAUUGUUGAAUUAUGUACAUGUUGAGUCACUUGUGAUUACUGUACAGCGGAUAAUCACUGGUCAUCAGAUGCUUGUGAACAGUUUACAUGUGAAAUUGCUUGUGAACAGUCACUUGUGGAACUGUACACAUAGAUGACUAAUUGUGAACAGUGUACAUGUGAACAGAUGCUGGUGAUACUGUACACACGAUCAAUUACGUUUGAACAGUUGCUUGUGAAACUGUACACACAUACUUUUGUACCUUGUACAUGUGUAGUCUCUCGACAAGUGUACUGUGUACAGGUACAACUGUGAAACUGUACACACAUACUUGUGUACCGUGUACAGUCUCGACAAGUGUACAGGUACAACUAUGAAACUGUACACAUACUUGUGUACCUUGUAUAUGUGAACAGGCUCUCGACAAGUGUACAGGUACAACUGUGAAACUGUACACACAUACUUGUGUACCGUGUAGUCUCUCGACAAGUGUACAGGUACAACUAUGAAACUGUACACAUACUUGUGUACCUUGUAUAUGUGAACAGUCUCUCGAAAAGUGUACAUGUUCAACUGUGAAACUGUACACAUACUUGUGUACCUUGUAUAUGUGAAGUCUCUCGAAAAGUGUACAUGUUCAACUGUGAAACUGUACAUACAUACUUGUGUACCGUGUACAGUCUCUCGACAAGUGUACAGGUAGUGAACCCUGUGACCGUGUACAGUACUGUACAGACACAGGAAUGCUGUGUUUUAUUAGUGUGAAAAGUGUGCCAUAUGUUUCUUCAACUGCAGUCCGUGACCACCCAGCAGUGAGCCGGCCCUGCCGCCAACUGAACACCUCAAACUGUUCUGAGUAUCUUGUCAUUUUCUUUGUACAUUUCAAGACCGUUGUUGUUCACGGAUGUAUAAUGUGAGGUACCAUAGUGUAGUGUACAGGUUAGUACAAAAAACAGUUGCCGUUAAUGUCAAACAGUCGUCUGUUCAUCCCGAACACCGAAUGUCAAGAACGACGGUUGCUGUUUCUUGUUUCUGUGAGUUAUCGAGGGUGUGUUCACAUCGUGUGAACAGAUAAGCACAUGACAGACACAUGUUCACUGUUCAGAGGCGGAAGCAAACAGCACUAGAAUGAACAUUCUUGUUUGGAAUUUCAGUGUAAGCACUUUGUUAUUGUCAAGUGUCUUCAACAAUCUUGAACACAAAUGAACUGACCUUGAAUCGUUGGAUAUUGUUUAUGGUAAUCGGAUGGAUACUAUUUGCCAGGAUGCUAUUCCUCGGAAACCCAAUGCCUGAUAUCGUGUUCAUAGAUUGAUGAACAGCUGACUGUCUUUCUGUCCGUCUGUCUUCAAACUGUGUCUAAUUUGAUUUUGUUGAACUAUUUCUUAAAUGUGGAUGUCAAGAACAUUAGUGAUCAUGGGAUCUUCAUUUUCCUAGCUCAUGCAGGGAGAAUGAAGGCGAAUUGAUGUGACAUCAGUCGUACGUCUCUAGACACUUAAAUCUAUUUAUUUAUUUUUUCAAAAUAUUAAGUGAACUGUUUUGUGCCACAUGAAUAUUUGUGAACUUUGUUUGAUAUUGUUAAUCUUGUGACGAGUAUCGUAUUGUUUCUUUGUAAUGAGCCGGAAGAGGAAUUACAGUAAUGUACGUAUUGGUAUGCUUUAAAAGCAAAAAAUCAUGCUCUGUGGAGCAAUUUGGGAGAAUAAAAACACUUUAAUCGUAGGAUCAUUUUGGCUCGGAGAGUCCAAAACAAUGUAGUUAUGCAACAUUUUACUAAUUUGUUUCUUGAAGUGAGGGACAAAAGAAGAAUGUCUCAAAUAUCUUACAUAAAACAUAAUCCAUCUGUCUCACGGUGUUGUUGUAGCAAGUUUCUUCAUCAUGCAAUUUCAAAUUUGAUCAAUCAAAACCCCAAACAUCAAACUUUUUAGCUAAGAUUUUUUCAAGCUAUUUUGUGUCGCUGGUUUGAUGCUGUCAUUACAACUGUUGAAAAUACGCAUGCGUCAUUGACAAUUACCAACGACCCAUUGCUGUAGAACUUGUUGCUUGUACUUGAAAAUUCAAAUUGUGAAUCAUGAAUCAAUCUCUUGGUGGAAUUUUUGGACAUGGUUAGCGUAAUGCAAGUGUGACAUGGAAUCGGUAACUGUUAGAUGGGUGCCAGGUCUCCAGCACUGGGAUAUAUGUACAUACGAGUCCUUGAACAACAUAGCCGUUUGCCGAAGCUUGUUAAUUUUAUGACAUCACGUGAGUGGAUCUACAGAUGGGGAGCCAUAUGAUGGCCAACCGGUGUGAAACAAUGGCUUAAGGAUACGUGCAAAACUAGGAGUUUGCUCAUCUGGGGUAUCAUCUCAAAAACAACCUGAAUCGGAAACGAGUCAAAAUGUAGUUAUGGGGUGCUUUCAAGACUGAAAUUUGUCGUGCUGGUAGUUUUUGAGAUGAUCCCGUGUAUUAAGAAGUUCUAGAUUAGAAUGCUGAAAGACUACAUUUUGUUUACAACCUGUGAUUUGUCUUCUGGAGAAUAUAAUAUAAACCCUGCAAUUCUUUCCCUGCUGAGCUAAGCUUGAGUUUUGUUUCCUGGCUGCUUGAUGCUUUCAAACACCAGCUUAAGUUACACGGAAUAAUGAUUUGUCAGUCCAUUAUUUGAGAAUGUUUGGCAAUAACUUAUUUCCAAAGAGUGACAAUUUAUCUGAAAGCAGUUUGAAUAAACAUUGAUGCAGCCAUAUUUACAGUGCCAUACUAGGGAAUGCUAUUCAUGGGUCGAAUUAUGCAGACAUGUAAAAUGUAGUUGCCUUUAAGGUGCUUUUCAGCUAGCCUUACAAGAGAGCUUUCAAAAAGUCGAAGGUUAGCUUUCAAGAAUAUUAACGGAGACCCAGUUACAUGCAUGUUUGCUCAAGAAUGCAAUUUUCAAAUGCUUGCUGUUGUUUCUUACGAUUUAUCCAAACAAUGUACAUUUUAGGAGAUGGAAAAAUAAAAUUUCUGUGAUAAGUUUCCCACUGUUACUUCAGCCAACUACAACAUUUUCUAGGCGUGUUUUGUUUUAAUCCGACUUUUUUUCUGAUCCUGAAAGGCAGAGUCACUGUACGAUACUUGGUGAUGCAGAAUACAGAGGGAUGGUUUAUGACAAUGUUGGGGAGAUUUAGCUGUGUAUUGCCAACCUUCCAUAUGUAGGCCUGUCUUGUGAGAUAUGCUUGUGAGAAGCACUGUUAUUUCAAGUAGGGUUACUCUCAAAACUGUUUCAGAUUCUACUUGUUCCUUUGUGUCUGUACUUGCUUAAAGAUUAAAUAAGUGCUAUAUGAUAAAA
This is a messenger RNA of Haliotis rubra (blacklip abalone), 9582 nucleotides long. Its product is annotated as ski oncogene-like. The coding region runs from base 145 to 1041 and encodes 298 amino acids. Gene Ontology annotation, biological process: negative regulation of BMP signaling pathway. Gene Ontology annotation, cellular component: nucleus. The transcript is spliced from 8 exons. The record is from RefSeq and is a predicted model, not a curated record. Gene Ontology annotation, molecular function: DNA-binding transcription factor activity, RNA polymerase II-specific; RNA polymerase II cis-regulatory region sequence-specific DNA binding; SMAD binding. Lineage: Eukaryota; Metazoa; Mollusca; Gastropoda; Lepetellida; Haliotidae.